UUGAUUAAAACAUUAAAAGAAUUAUUCUAGUUAAGUAGGUUUGAAAACGAGGGAAAGAGAAAACAUAGGAAAACAGUGCAAGCAAACAUAUCUUUGCUGACCUAUAUCCUAUACAUAGGGUUGUUUAUACUAAUUUCUUUUCCUACACCAUUCUCUCUGACUCUUGCCCAUUACCUACAGGUUUUUGCUUUUCUGGUUAUCAUCCAUGGAGUUUAUGAGAAUACUGUUGAGUAUACUGGUUCUGAUAUUCCAUGGCAAUACUGGAGUUUUGAGCGAGGCCGGGUUUCUUGUUCUUGAUUACUACAAAGAAGCAUGCCCUUUAGUCGAAGAGAUUGUGAGACGUAAUGUUGAGAUUGCAGUGCUUAGAGAUCCUCGCAUGGCUGCCUCACUCCUUCGCUUACAUUUUCAUGACUGUUUUGUUAUGGGAUGCGAUGCCUCUAUUCUUCUGGACACCUUUGGGGAUAUGGUAAGUGAAAAACAAGCUGGGCCUAACCUGAACUCGGUACGAGGAUUUGGGGUGAUCGACAAUAUCAAGCACUUGGUAGAAGAGGCAUGCCCAUACACAGUCUCAUGUGCUGAUAUUCUAGCCAUAGUUGCUCGUGAUGCUGUUGUAUUGAGGGGAGGGCCUAGAUGGGAGGUUUGGCUAGGCAGGAAAGACUCAUUGAAAGCAAGCUUUGAUGGAGCCAACCAGUUCAUACCUGCUCCAAAUUCCUCACUAGAGACACUCAUCGCCAAUUUUAAGCAACAGGGUCUCGACACAGGAGACUUGGUUACUUUAUCUGGUAGCCACACAAUGGGAAAGGCCAGGUGCGUAAGCUUCAGGCAGAGAAUCUACGAGAAGAGCACAGAAGAAAACUUUGAUUAUUACAAGAGAUACACAACAUUUAGAAGGAUCUUACGGUCCAUAUGCCCAGAAUCAGGGAAAGACGAUGCACUGGGAGCACUUGAUUUCAAGACUCCUACAAGAUUCGACAACUUAUACUUCCAUAAUAUUAUUGAAGGAAAAGGUUUACUACAAUCAGAUAAUGUGUUGGUGAGGGAAGAUCUUGAAGGGGAGAUAAGAGAGCAAGUGCGGGCAUAUGCUUCUGAUCAACAACUUUUCUUUGCUUCAUAUGUGAAUUCAAUUGUGAAGAUGGGAAACAUCAAUGUACUCACAGGGAAUGAAGGAGAAGUUAGAAAAAAUUGUAGGUUUGUGAAUCCUUAGAUGGGGUCCUGAUAAGUGAAUAUUGAAGGUAUGUUUGAUAAUGAUUCUAGAAAGUGUUUUUUGUCUUUGAAAAAAAAAAAAAUUAUAUUUCAAGUACUAGAAAAAUUAGAAACACUUCUUAGAAUCAUUACCACAAAAGCUCUAAAAUUAUUGAUUUAUUAAUUGUAAAUCGGAGAAAGGGAAAGGUUAUUGGCUCUUGUUUUUAGGCUAGGUUAAAACUUACAACCUAGCCCAUAUAUAUUAAUCAAAUCUCCCCAUUUUAUUGGUAGGUGAGAAAUAUC
Messenger RNA from Vitis riparia (riverbank grape), 1485 nucleotides. RefSeq names its product peroxidase 20. The record is from RefSeq and is a predicted model, not a curated record. Bases 206 to 1204 code for a protein of 332 amino acids. The transcript is spliced from 4 exons. Gene Ontology annotation, biological process: hydrogen peroxide catabolic process; response to oxidative stress. NCBI's taxonomy places the organism in Eukaryota, Viridiplantae, Streptophyta, Magnoliopsida, Vitales, Vitaceae. Gene Ontology annotation, molecular function: peroxidase activity; heme binding.